UUGACUAUACUAUACAUGUAAUUCUGACCUUUAAUCCUUGCAUUCGUUCUUUGUUGCUGUCUUAUUAUCUCGAAUUGUUCUUUUUUGUAAUAUGCCUGCCUUGGCACACGUAUAAUAAUACUUAUUCCUAAAUAUUGUGAAUCAGGAAUUUCAGAAUAUAUUUCAGGAAGCAUCAUCAUGAUUGGCCUAUUUUUAUCUCUGCUGGGCUGGAUAGGAUUGAGCCCAAUACCACUUGCAGCAUCUUUAAUUGGAACCACAGAACCAGCAAUAAAACUUUUAAUUUCUAUCCUAUUAGGAUAUCCUCUUGGCAUCAUAUAUAACAAGCAUGUAAAGAAAUACAAAAGAUAUAGAAAUAUUUAUUUUAUAGUCACUGGUCUUGAUAUAGCAUUCUACAAUUUUGGUUUGUCGUUCUAUCACAAUCUUAUACCAGCAAUUGUUAUUUAUCUUAGUACAAAAACUUUAGGACCAGGUAGAAACAAUGCUAUUGUCACAUUUAUAUUCAAUAUGACCUACCUCUUGGUUGGAUAUGUCAUGACAGAAUCGGAGGAUUAUGAUAUAACGUGGACAAUGCCUCACUGUGUUCUAACAUUAAAAUUAAUUGCUCUCUCAUUUGAUUUAUGGGAUGGCAAGAAAAUGUUAAAGGGGGAGAAACUUUCUGAUAACAAUAAGCAGACUGCACUGGAAUCUACACCACAAUUUUUAGAACUUAUUGGAUUUGUUUAUUUCCCUGCUUGUUUCCUUGUUGGUCCUAUAUUUUCAUUUAGAAGAUACCUUGAUUUUAUUUCUGACAAAUUCCCUGUUGAUAAGGAAGCUCACUCUUUAGAAGAUCAAGCAAUGAAGAGGCUUAUCCAGGGUCUAAGCUAUCUGAUAGCAUUUCAAGUUGGAAUUUCUGUUUUUGAUAUGAAGUAUAUGCUUUCUGAUGACUUCUGGGAGACUUCAGUUAUAUAUCGUCAUUUUUACAGUGGCUUGUGGGCACAUUUUGCCUUGUACAAAUAUAUUUCUUGUUGGCUGCUAACAGAAGCUUCAUGCAUACGUUUUGGUUUGUCAUAUAAUGGCAAGAAGAAAACCGAAAAGGGCGAAGUCUCCCAAUGGGAUGGGUGUAAUAAUAUUAAGUUAAUGAGAUUUGAAGGAGCUACUAAGUUCCAACACUACAUUGACAGUUUCAACUGCAAUACUAAUCAUUUCGCUGCUGAAUACAUCUACAAACGUCUAAAGUUUUUGGGAAAUAGAAACCUCAGUCAAUUUUUCACUUUAUUUUUCUUGGCACUCUGGCAUGGUACUCGCUCCGGUUAUUACAUGACAUUUUUCAAUGAGUUUAUUAUAAUAUAUAUGGAAAAAGAAUUCGAAAGCAUUAUAAGUAAAACAGAAAUGUAUAAUAAGCUCUGGAAUUCAAAUGCCAAAUACCUGCUAUAUGUUUUACUUAAAACCUAUACUAUUGUAUUUAUGGGAUGGAGCCUCAUUCCAUUUGAUGUAAAAGUAUUUUCGAAAUGGUGGGGGCUCUAUGCUAGUCUAUAUUUCUCUGGGUUUAUAAUUUUCUUGCCUUGGGGAUUUGUUUAUAAGCCUCUCCUAAUAAAAGUAUUAAAGAAAUUAUCACUAUCUCAGUAAAAUGCAGAAAAUGAUAGUGUUGUAACAAAUUAGACUGUAAUAUAGGUUGAUUACUUAUGAAAAAAGCAAAUAUGUCUACAAAUUUAGGUUGUAUUCUUUAUUCGUGGUUUUCUUUUUUCAAUUUUUUGGUGAUUAUAUUCUAAUUCUUACUAUCAAAAGCAAUAGUUAUGUAAUCCAUUAAGACUAAAACUUGUUAGAAGUAAAGGAUUUAUAAUUUCUAUUUCUAGAAAUAAAAAAAGUCACAUUAGGUCUUAAUACUCACGGUAUACCUCUGAUGUGUAGAUCAGGUUUGUUUUGUGAGUUUACAUAAUAGAAUAUUAUAGCUUUUUUGACUGCAAUCAUGACUAAGUAAGUAAUAGUUUUGUGUAUUUAAUCAUGUUGCAUUCUAGGAACUAAUAUUACAAAUGUGGCUGUUUCGAAUACAAAAUGAUGUAUUUGUAUAAGAUUAUUGAUAAUGGUAAGGAAGAGCAAGAAGAAAAGGAAAGCUAAGAAAUGAAUUUUAAAAAUAUUUACAUAUUGUAGAUAAAGCUUGGAUCGAUUGAGUAGCAUUAAGGUACUUUAAAUAUAUUUACAGUUAAUUAA
Molecule: messenger RNA, 2187 nt
Organism: Melitaea cinxia (Glanville fritillary)
Lineage: Eukaryota; Metazoa; Arthropoda; Insecta; Lepidoptera; Nymphalidae
Gene: nes
Product: lysophospholipid acyltransferase 5
Exons: 4
Coding region: 178-1605 (475 amino acids)
Biological process (GO): lipid modification; phosphatidylcholine biosynthetic process
Cellular component (GO): membrane
Molecular function (GO): lysophospholipid acyltransferase activity; 1-acylglycerophosphocholine O-acyltransferase activity
Source: RefSeq, a predicted model, not a curated record